Molecule: messenger RNA, 624 nt
Organism: Naegleria fowleri
Lineage: Eukaryota; Heterolobosea; Eutetramitea; Acrasida; Naegleriidae
Exons: 1
Coding region: 1-624 (207 amino acids)
Biological process (GO): protein dephosphorylation
Molecular function (GO): protein tyrosine/serine/threonine phosphatase activity
Source: RefSeq, a predicted model, not a curated record
AUGACAUCCAUCACUGAUGCACACCCUCCUACUCUACAUGGUUCAUCAUGUCUGCAAUAUGUGAAUGAACAACUCGUACCAGGGUUCUCUUGGAUUAUCGAUCGAGAGUUGGCAGGCAUGAAAUUUCCAAAUGAAUCGCAGUUUUAUGAAAAUUUAUUAUCGGAACCUUUUCAAGUUGGUUUAGUGAUCUGUGUGAAUGAGAAAUUACCUGCAUUUGUUUAUGGUGAUGAACAUAAUGGCAACAAGAAAAUGCACACCAUUUCAAGUGUCAACGAUUUGAAGUUUGAUAAUCGAGUUCUAAACGUUGCUCAUUUCCCAAUCGAUGAUUAUGGCACUCCAAAUAAUUUUGGAAUGGUUGAGAAAAUCGUCGAACUUUUUAAAUAUGUGAAAAAUACUGGAAAUGUACAAAAUAAGGGAAUUGUGGUGCAUUGUAUGGCAGGGUUGUCUCGAACUGGAAUGGUUCUUGCUUGUAUACUCGUAUCAGUGUGGAAAAUGUCAGUUCAAGAUGCCAUUCAACUUGUCAAUCAAAAACGUGGAAAGAAUGGACGAGCGGUAAUGACCUUCAAACGAGAGAAAUUCGUUCAAGAUUUCUACAAUUACAUUUUCAAUGCGUCAAUCAAUUAA